Messenger RNA from Aspergillus terreus NIH2624, 429 nucleotides. RefSeq names its product oxidoreductase, short chain dehydrogenase/reductase family. The record is from RefSeq and is a predicted model, not a curated record. Gene Ontology annotation, biological process: siderophore biosynthetic process. The coding region runs from base 1 to 429 and encodes 142 amino acids. NCBI's taxonomy places the organism in Eukaryota, Fungi, Ascomycota, Eurotiomycetes, Eurotiales, Aspergillaceae. The transcript is spliced from 2 exons. Gene Ontology annotation, cellular component: intracellular anatomical structure. Gene Ontology annotation, molecular function: 2,3-dihydro-2,3-dihydroxybenzoate dehydrogenase activity; oxidoreductase activity, acting on NAD(P)H, oxygen as acceptor.
AUGCGGUUCGCCGUCAGCGGGAACGCCGCGUUCACCGGCGGCGCCGGCAUGCUCGCCCUAGCCUCUGCCCGUGCCUUGUUGGAACACGGCCUCGCGGGCCUCGCGCUCCUCGACCUCCCGGCGGCUUUGGAGAAAGGCGAUUCGGCCAUCACCACGCUCCGUCAGGACUUUCCUGCUGCGAAGAUCGUCACAUUCCCGUGCGACGUCACCGAUGCGCAGGGUAUGAACACCAUCGCGCAGCAGGUGCGCGACCAGCUGGGCAGCGUCAACAUCCUCUGCUGUUUCGCGGGGAUGGUCAACUGCGUGGCCGCCGAGGACCUCGCCAUUGAACAGUGGCGGCGUGUCAUCGAUGUCAACACGACGGGGUCAUGGAUCGCCGCUCAGGCGUUUGGACGGUAUCACCCCUGUCAUUUAUUCCCUGAGAGAUGA